This is a messenger RNA of Cylas formicarius (sweet potato weevil), 1881 nucleotides long. Its product is annotated as zinc finger protein ZFP2-like. NCBI's taxonomy places the organism in Eukaryota, Metazoa, Arthropoda, Insecta, Coleoptera, Brentidae. The transcript is spliced from 6 exons. The record is from RefSeq and is a predicted model, not a curated record. Bases 536 to 1624 code for a protein of 362 amino acids. Gene Ontology annotation, cellular component: nucleus.
AGCUUCUCAACGGCCAUUCUACCUGCCGCUCGGAUCAUAUUCACCGACAAAUGCAGAGCACCACGUGUUUUAUCAUAAGGGUGGGGACCAUACCAACUGCAAUCGGUAGCUGUUUUAAGGGUCAUUGCUGGUGCUAAUUCAGUGUCAUUCAUAUAAGGCCGAAGUCAGUCGCAUACAAAUAGAUCACAACCGGGUAUGCAAGGUGCCUUUCGGACUCGUUCGCGGUUCGUCGAUGAUGGCUAAAGCACUGAUUCGCACAAAGAUUUUUUUAUGGAAAUUGAAUACUUUGUUUAUUAAUCUAGAUUGUCUUACGCCUAAUUAUACAAACAAUUUGAAUAAUAUUGUUAAGAACGCAAUUUAUUGCUAAUCGACCUGACUCAUAAUCGUAUAGGAAACCGUCCGCAAAAAGUGAAAAAUGUCGUGUCCGCUAUUUAGCGUAAAACAAAGUGGUGUAUUGAUACAAUUAACGUAAACCGGUACGCUAAGAUAAACGAAACCGUGGUGAAUAAUUAAUUAUAAUCGCAAAAAAAUCGCGAUGGAGACUUGUGUUUUGAUUCCUCGUGAAUUCAGCCUUUGUGUCACCAACGCCGCUCCAUGUGGGACGAAUAGAGAUUCCGAAGUUUCGGUGUGGUCAAAUACAUCUAUUGGGCCGGGAUCUUUAUACUAUCCCUUCCAGGGUACCAUUAGAAUUGACAAACUUGGUGUCCAUGGACAACUGGACGAAAACGACGUUCGUCAUAGGUUCGGCUGCUAUGACAAAGUUUCUUUCGAUAUUACUUGUGGAAAAGUACGACAUUGUAACUGGAUUAGAUUCCUCAGGGUGUCUCCAGUUUUUAGCGCGUCGGUUAAUAUCAUAUCGACGAAGGUUGGGGGAGAACCGGUGUAUAGAUGUGUGAAACCUGUUCUACCUCACACCGAACUACUUGUUCAUUACUUGCCCGAAAAACCAGAAGAAAUGUUUUUCGCUAAAAUGAGAACUUCGUUGUAUAGGCAAACAAUGGAUUUAUUAUUGGAAGAUUCCCCGUUGGAUCUUUCAAUGUCUCUUCUAUCGAAAGCGCUUAGAAGAUCGUCCGCCACGACAGAGGACGAAUUAAGAUCGGUAUCGGGAGAUAGCCUAUGCUCGCAAGGAGAUCCUUGCGAAAACGAAGUGCAAGAUACGAAAACGAAACCAAGGGAGAGAACGCGCCUACCUUGCGGAAUUUGCAGUAAAAUUUUUGACCGCCCUUCAUUGUUAAAAAGACACAUGCGAACACAUACAGGAGAAAAGCCCCAUGUCUGUAAAAUAUGCUAUAAAGGAUUCAGCACCUCAUCGUCACUGAACACGCACAAACGAAUUCAUAGCGGUGAGAAGCCUCACCAGUGCCCUGUAUGUCAAAAGAGAUUUACUGCGUCUUCGAAUUUGUAUUACCAUAGAAUGACACAUAUUAAGGAGAAACCCCAUAAGUGUCACCUGUGCAGCAAAUCAUUUCCAACUCCCGGAGAUUUAAGAUCUCAUAUGUACGUCCAUUCUGGUUUGUGGCCCUACAAAUGUGAGUUUUGUUCCAGAGGCUUCUCGAAGCAGACAAACCUAAAAAAUCACUUGUUCUUACACACAGUGGUACAAUUGGACCAGACGUAUCGCUAGAACCACAAACAACAAACUUAUGGACAAGAUGAAUAUUUUAGAAGUCUGCCGCAACAACAUAAAAACAGGAUAUAGACAGCAGAGAGUUGAGACGCAGAAAGAGACAUGAGUGAACAGUGAAUGCACAAAAGAUUGGCGACGAUGUUACGAAGAUAAACUAAUUGCUAAGUAGUUAGAAAUGAGUUCUUGUAUCAAAAAUCCAUGUUCUACUGUAGCUGCCGUUUAAUGAUGAUAUUAUUACUAUGUCAAAUAGUAUG